Molecule: messenger RNA, 541 nt
Organism: Cololabis saira (Pacific saury)
Lineage: Eukaryota; Metazoa; Chordata; Actinopteri; Beloniformes; Belonidae
Product: hepcidin-like
Exons: 3
Coding region: 72-338 (88 amino acids)
Biological process (GO): defense response to bacterium; intracellular iron ion homeostasis
Cellular component (GO): extracellular region
Source: RefSeq, a predicted model, not a curated record
AAGUCAAAGCAGCUGACAGCAGUCAUCAACAUCCUGAAGAUCUAAAGCUCCACUUUUUGAAACCUCCUGAGAUGAAGACUUUCACCGUUGCAGUUGCAGUGGCCGUCGUGCUCACAAUUGUCUAUUUUCAGGAGGGCUCUGCUCUCCCAGCCAAGAAGGUGAAGGACCUGAUGGAGGCAGUGGCUGACGGCAGUCUGGUUGCUGCUGAGGAAGAGAUGCCAUUGGAUUCAUGGAAGUUUGCUUAUCAAGUCAGGCAGACACAUGGGCGUCCACGCUGCCGUUAUUGCUGCGGCUGCUGCCCAAGCAUGAGACGCUGUGGACUUUGCUGCAGGUCCUGAGAGGUCCUCCAUCAUCCUGGAACUCCUACUUCAGCCACGAGAGACUCCUUUGUUAAAUAUGUUUCCAUUUCACUAUUUGACAAUUUCAUUUGACUUUUGAUGAUAUAUAUCUCUUGAUGUAAUAUCAUUUUAGUAUUUGUGCAUCCAAACUCUCUGAUAAUCAUCAGCUGUUACCAAGAUGUAUUUUCACAAUAAACUUUAUU